Molecule: messenger RNA, 666 nt
Organism: Juglans regia (Persian walnut)
Lineage: Eukaryota; Viridiplantae; Streptophyta; Magnoliopsida; Fagales; Juglandaceae
Exons: 1
Coding region: 1-666 (221 amino acids)
Source: RefSeq, a predicted model, not a curated record
AUGUGUGACGAUUCCUUAUUCACUAAAGUUUCUGGUUCGAUUUUUCUUGCCCUCUUGGUAUAUGUUGAUGAUGUGAUUGUGGCCAGUAAUGAUCUUAAAACUGUCCAAGACAUAAAAUCCAUUCUCCAUAGUACAUUUCAGAUUAAAGAUAUUGGAGAUCUUAAAUAUUUCCUUGGAUUAGAAGUGGCCAGAACUUCUAAAGGAAUUUCACUUUGUCAAAGACAUUAUGCCUUGAAAAUCUUGGCUGAUUCUGGUUUCCUUGGCUGUAAACCAGCCAAAGUUCCAAUGAGUUCUAAUCUACGAUUGACAAGAAUUAAUUCUACACUCUUGGAAGAUCCAAUAGUUUAUAGAAGAUUGGUGGGGAGGUUGCUCUACUUGACAAUAACAAGGCCUGAUUUGGCAUAUUCCGUACAAACUCUAAGUCAGUUCAUGGAUAAACCUGCUCAAACACACUUGGAUGCUACACAUCAUGUCUUAAGAUACCUCAAGGGCACACCUGGUCAGGGCAUUUUUCUGUCAUCUUCUUCUUGUCUACAUCUGAAGGCUUUUUCAGAUUCUGACUGGGCAACUUGUCCAGACACUAGAAAAUCAGUGACUGAAUUUUGUGUAUUUUUGGGUGACUCUUUGAUUUCUAAGAAAUCAAAUAAGCAGAAUAUUGUUUCUUGA